CAGAAGAAACGCUUGUACUUCCCCACGUGUUCAUCAUGUCUACUAGAGCCGAUGCUGUGUAAGCUGAAGAGAGUAGCGACUUAUUGUCGUUUUAGUUCUGUAAUUUGUUCUUACUAAAUAUUUAACAGCGGUCGGUAAGAACAGCAAAGUGACAGUAUGGCUCAGAGAAAGAAGAAGCUGACGAAGAAGAAGAGGCACACAGCUAAAAGGGAGCAGGAGGCUGACUCUGACAUCGGAGACUUUGAGUUGGCUGCUGAAAUCAAAGAUGACGACUCUCCCGGGAAGAAACUGCCACGCUUCCCCGCUGCAUCAGAUGCCACAUCCGACGUGGAGCCCGACACCAGGGAACUGGUCCGAGCACAAAACAAGAAGAAGAAGAAGUCUGGAGGGUUUCAGUCUAUGGGUCUCAGUUUCCCUGUUUAUAAGGGUGUCAUGAAGAAGGGUUACAAAGUCCCUACUCCCAUUCAGAGGAAGACCAUUCCUGUGAUUCUGGAUGGGAAAGACGUAGUGGCUAUGGCGAGGACAGGCAGCGGGAAGACGGCAGCUUUUUUGGUCCCCAUGUUUGAGAAGCUUAAGGCCCCUCAAGCCCAAACGGGAGCCAGAGCUCUCAUCCUAACCCCCACCAGAGAGCUGGCCCUCCAGACCAUGAAGUUCACUAAAGAGUUGGGUAAAUUCACACGCCUGAAGACUGCUUUAAUCCUCGGUGGAGACAGCAUGGAGGAUCAGUUUGCCGCUCUUCAUGAAAACCCAGACAUAAUUAUUGGAACUCCUGGUCGUCUCAUGCACGUCAUCACGGACAUGAACCUGAAGCUGAACAGUGUGGAAUAUGUGGUGUUUGAUGAGGCUGACAGGUUGUUUGAAAUGGGUUUUGCCGAACAGCUUCAGGAAAUCAUCCGCAGGCUCCCAGACACCAGACAGACCCUCCUGUUCUCUGCUACUCUGCCCAAACUGUUGGUGGAGUUUGCCAGAGCCGGGCUGACUGAACCGGUGCUGAUUCGCUUGGAUGUUGAUUCAAAACUCAGUGACCAGAUUAAGUUGUCAUUCUUUUACCUGCGAGUGGAUGACAAGCCUGCGCUGCUGCUGCACCUCUUGAGGAACGUGGCGAAGCCUCAGGAGCAGACGGUGGUUUUCGCUGCCACUAAGCAUCAUGUGGAGUACCUGAAGGAGCUGUUGUCUUCAGAGGGCAUAGAGUGCGCCUACAUCUACAGCGCCCUGGAUCAGACUGCCAGAAAGAUCAACAUUGGGAAGUUUGUGCACAGAAAAGCCAUGGUGCUCCUUGUCACUGAUGUUGCAGCUCGUGGUAUAGACAUCCCCCUGCUGGACAAUGUCAUCAAUUACAACUUCCCCUCCAAAGCUAAACUCUUCUUGCACAGAGUCGGCCGUGUGGGGCGUGCAGGUCGCAGUGGAACAGCGUACAGCAUGGUUUGUCCAGAUGAGAUGCCUUACGUCUAUGAUCUUCACCUCUUUCUUGGAAGGCCUGUUCAGUUUGCUACAGCUGAGCACACACAGGAAUCAGAGGGUGUGUUUGGAAGAGUUCCUCAGUGCAUCUUGGACGACGAAGGUUCUCAUCUGAUUACGGCUCAUGAGAACUCCCUGGACUUGCAGAACCUGCACCGUGUCUCAGAGAACGCCUACAAGCAGUACCUGAAGUCCAGGCCGAUUGCCUCAGCAGAGUCGAUCAGACGGGUGAAAACCACCGACCUGUCCAGCAUGGCCGUCCAUCCUUUACUGGGUUUGGGUUUGGAGAAAAAUGAGCUGGAGCGUCUUCAAUUAGUCGAUGCGAUAAAGGGCUACAAAUCCAAAUCAACUAUUUUUGAAAUCAACUCUAACAGUAAGACAUCUGCAAGUGAGGUGAUGCGGAAGAAACGCUCGAAGGACAAACAGGUGGUGGAGAAGUUUAAGAAGCAGAGGGCGGAGAUAGCAGCAGGAAGCAGGCAGGAGCAGUCUGUCACUCGCAGGACUCAUCAUGAGGAGGAGGACGAUUAUGGAGCUCAUGGAGGAGAGGAGAGUGAUCUACAGGGGGUGUUCUCAGAAGUGGUCGGCGGUAAGAGAAGAAACCUGCAGGAUGAUGGAGGAGGACGUCCAAAGAGCAAGAAAGUCAGGGAAACAGGGAAAGACGAGGAAUAUUACAUCCCAUACAGACCUAAGGACUUUAACUCUGAGAGAGGAUUAAGCCUUGGUGCAGAGGGUACUCAUUUUGAACAGCAAGCCUCCUCGGCUGUCCUUGACCUCAUGGGAGACGAGGGCGAGCAAUUAAACCAGCACAAAAAAAUCAUGAAAUGGGACCGAAAACGGAAGCGUUUCGUGAGAGAGUCGGGAAAGGAGGAGAAAAACAAGAAGAUCAGAACCGAGAGCGGACAGAUUGUGAACAGCAAGAAACGGAAAAACUUUUAUGAGGAAUGGAAGAAGAAAUACAGGGUUGAUGAUGCAGGUUCAGAUGGAGACACAGGAGGAAGAAAGAGACCUUCUGGAGGUCGUGGCCGUGGCCGACAAGGUCCCAGCUCCCGCAGCCCUGCGGCUCCUCAGGUGACGGCAGGAGGUCGCAGAAUCCGAUCAGAACUGAAAUCCAGCGCACAGAUCCUGAAGAACCGUAAGAUAAAGCAGAAGCAGCAGUUUCUGCAGGGCGGGGGGAUGAAGAAAAUCCGCAGCAGGAACAAACAGUGGCUUGGAGAGGUGAAGAAGUCUGGCUUUGGUCGAGGUGGCCAGAAGAAGGGCAAGAUGAGGAAGAGACUGUGAGGGAGAGAUGUCAGCAAAGAGCUGACUACACAGUGAGAGGCACGCUGAGGCGUUCUGUGUGUCUCCAGGUUUUAAUAAUCUCAUGGUGAAUUCUGUAGCUCUGACCUGAGAGACAAUCUGGGGAGAUUAUAAGCUCGAGGACUCCGCAGCUUCCUGACUUUAGAUAUGGACUGUGAUCCUGCAAAAACUGUUUUAUCAAUGAUGGUCAAAUUCAUUAAAAGAGAUAAUAUCCUG
Messenger RNA from Cyprinodon tularosa, 2970 nucleotides. RefSeq names its product DEAD (Asp-Glu-Ala-Asp) box polypeptide 54 (gene ddx54). Gene Ontology annotation, molecular function: RNA binding; ATP binding; RNA helicase activity. The coding region runs from base 157 to 2736 and encodes 859 amino acids. The record is from RefSeq and is a predicted model, not a curated record. NCBI's taxonomy places the organism in Eukaryota, Metazoa, Chordata, Actinopteri, Cyprinodontiformes, Cyprinodontidae. Gene Ontology annotation, cellular component: nucleus. The transcript has 20 exons.